Molecule: messenger RNA, 318 nt
Organism: Staurois parvus
Lineage: Eukaryota; Metazoa; Chordata; Amphibia; Anura; Ranidae
Source: the annotation of a GenBank genome assembly
CACCGAUCAAUGGAAAGAGCCAAAGAUGUAGGCUCGGUCAUGUAAUCAGCUGUGUCCAAUCACAGCUGAUCACAUGGGACAUGUACAUUGAUCAUCAGGGCACUGAUGAUCAGUGUGCCCUGAUGAUCUAUGUUGCCCCAGCAGUGCCACCUGUCAGUGUCCAUCAGUGCUAGCUGUCAGUUUCUCAUCCAUUCCACCUGCCAGUGCCCAUCAGUGCCACAUCAAUGCCAUAUUUCAGUGCCUACCAGUGCACAUCAAUGCCACAUCAGUGCCCAUCUGAGCUGCCUUUCAGUGUCACCCAUCAGUGCCACCUAUCAG